Molecule: messenger RNA, 1584 nt
Organism: Capsella rubella
Lineage: Eukaryota; Viridiplantae; Streptophyta; Magnoliopsida; Brassicales; Brassicaceae
Product: putative WEB family protein At4g17210
Exons: 2
Coding region: 1-1584 (527 amino acids)
Source: RefSeq, a predicted model, not a curated record
AUGGCGAAGAUCAGAACGGAUGCUCCGGUGAUGCCUCCGGAGACUCCUCCUCGGAGCAGUGAGGUGGGAGAGAUUGACACACGUCCUCCCUUCCAAUCCGUUAGAGACGCCGUUAGUUUAUUCCGUCAAGUUAGCUUCUCUAAGAAACAACAACAACCACCGCGUCUCUCCUCCUCCUCCUCCCCCUCUCAGGAUACAACGGAUGUGUCGGAGAAGGAGACACAACUUCUGUUGGCGGAACAAGAAAUGGAUAGAGUCAAGCUUUGUCUUGAUGGCUCUGUCGCAGCUAAAGCACGAGCACUCUCCGAUCUCGACUCUGCUCAACGAAAGGCCGCUGAUUUAAGAGUUAAAAUAGAAUCCACCAAACAUUCCAGGAAAUGUGCCAUCUAUACAAAACACACCAUGUAUCAACGGUUAGAACAGCUUGAAUCUGAAAAACAAGAAACAGAGCGAGCAAGAGAGGAUUACAUUUUGACUACCGCAGAGCUAUUCAUGGCGAAACACGAGCUCGCGGAAUUAAAAAAGCAGUUCAACAUCUCCGUGGAAGAAAGGCUAGCUGAGCUUCAAAGGGCAGAGGAAGCAGAGUGUGCGUCCAUGGUUAACUCCAACAAGAUCAAAGACAUGUCACAUGAGGUAGCUGAAAUGCGUGAUGCUGCUGAGCGACUGAAGUCUGAUGCUGCCAGGAAAAAAGAGGAAGGGGAGAAGAUAGAGGAAGAGAGCAUUGCCGCGAGAGAAACUUACGCGGCUAUGAGACGAGAGGCUGAGCAAAGGCUAGAGGAACUGAAGCGAGGUUGUGACCCUGAGCUAAGGCAAGAUAUCGAGGAGUUAGCGGAGAUAACUUCGGAAAACGAGAAGUUGCAGGAGGAGCUUGAACUAGCUCGUGAACUCAAAGAGGCCAAGAGUGCGAUGCAAGAAAUAUGUGAUGAAGAAAGUUCAUACAAAAGCUUGGUGGGCUCACUCACGGUUGAAUUAGAUGGAGUGCAGAGAGAAAACAGAGAACUGAAGGAAAAAGAAAAGGAGAGGCAAGAAGUUGAAGAAGGGGAAUGGUUAAAAGCUAGUCGUAAAGUUGACGAAAUCAUGCGUGAAGCAGAGAUAACAAGAAACGAAGCAGAAGAGAUGAGGAUGCACGUGGAUGAACUCAGAAGAGAAGCAGCAGCCACACAUACGGUAAUGGGUGAAGCAGUGAAACAGCUCGAGAUAGUUGGAAGAGCGGUGGAGAAAGCGAAAACCGCAGAGAAAAGAGCUGUGGAAGACAUGAAAGUUCUUACAGAGAAGAAAGAGAGUCUAACACAUGAUGAGCCUGAUAAGAAGAUUAGAAUAUCACUAAAAGAGUACGAGGAUUUGAAAGGAAAGCAUGAAGAGUCAGAGAGAAUGGUUCAGUUUAAAGCUAAAACAGUUGCUGCUCAACUGGAAGAGAUCAGUGUGAGCAGAAUAGAAGGUGAGAGAAUGUUGGAGGAGAAGAUGAAAGAGAUGGAAGAGUUAAAACUGGCGAUUGAUGGUGCCUUGAGAAAAGCAGAGAUUGCAGAGGAAGCACAUAGCAUUGUUGAUGCUGAACUAAGAAAAUGGAAACCACAAGACUUGUAG